UUUCUAGGAAGGAAACCUCAGAACGGUGGAGGUGUAGGACGAAUGCUGAUGCCAUCGAAAGGUGUGGGUCAGGCAAUGGGUGCACAAAAUGGAUACGGCGGAUACCCCACCAAAGGCAUAGGCUAUGGUGCAGCUGCUGGUGGGACCAAUGGAGGAGGGAUGAAAGGCUAUGGAGCAACAGCUGGAGUAACCAAUGGACAAGGUGGCAAACCACAAGGAGGGAAUCCAGCAGGUUUACCAAAUGGAAAUGGAGCAAAAUCUAAUGGAUAUGGUGUUCAAGCCGGCCCAACCAAUGGACAACAAAUGAAAGGCAACGGUUACGGUGCACAAGCUGGUGGAUACGGCAGACAAGGAACUAAAGGCAACGGUUAUGGAGCACCGAACGGAAACAGAGGCCAUUUCAAUGGUUAUGGUGCUGCAGCUGCUGCUCUAGGUGGGAAUGGAGCUAAACCCAAUGGUAAUGGCGCUGCAGCUGCUGCAUAUAAUGGACACGGAACAAAAGGCAACGGCUAUGGUGCUGGAGCUGGUGUACCUAAUGGAAAUGGGGCUAAAACCAAUGGUCAAGGAGCCGCAGCUGGCCAAUUCAACGGCAAUGGGGCAAGACCAAAUGGACAGGGGGGAGCUGGAAGUAAACCUAUGAAAGGAUAUGGACGACCACCUUAUGGCGCAGGUCCAGGUGUGGGGAUGGGAGCCUCCAGAGGUAUGGGAGUACCUCAGCUUGCCAGGAACCAGGGAUAUGGUGGUAAUGGUUAUGGAGCUCAACCCUUGGGAGGCUACAAUGGUGGUUAUGGCGGCGCUGGUUUGGGUCUGGGACCUCGGUAUGGAAAUGGAGGAAUGAAGGGACCGAAGCCAGGUUAUGGUGCUGCAGCUGGUGUGGCCAAUGGACAAGGUGCAAAACCCAAUGGUUAUGCUGGAGCCAGAGCCCCUAAUGGGAAUGGUUAUGGUGCCGCAGCCGGUGUGGCCAAUGGACAAGGUGCAAAACCCAAUGGUUAUGCUGGAGCCAGAGCCCCUAAUGGGAAUGGUUAUGGUGCCGCAGCUGGUGUGGCCAAUGGACAAGGUGCAAAACCCAAUGGUUAUGCUGGAGCCAGAGCCCCUAAUGGGAAUGGUUAUGGUGCCGCAGCUGGUGUGGCCAAUGGACAAGGUGCAAAACCCAAUGGUUAUGCUGGAGCUAGAGCCCCUAAUGGGAAUGGAGCUGUGCCAAAUGGUUAUGGAUAUCCCAGUGGUGGAGCUACCAAGCAAACAAAACCAGGUUAUGGUAAUGUUCCAAAUGGAUAUGGUGCCAAACCCAACGGAUAUGGCGCCCCCAAUGGAGGUGCAAUGAGACCCCAACCAGGUUAUGGAAAUGGAGCGGUUCCCAAUGGAUAUGGAGCUAAACCCAAUGGUUACGGAGCUGCAGCCGGAGCUGGAGCUGGUGUUACCAAAGGCUAUGGAGCUAAACCAAAUGGUCAUGGAGUUACAAAUGGUGCUGCACUCGGUGGAUAUGGAGGUCAACCCAACGGAUACGGAGGGCCAAGCAGAGGCUCAAAACCACAAACCAAAGGAGUUGGAGCGGUGUCGCCCAGUGAAGGUGCUAAAACACUCGGCACCGGUUAUGGUGGUCCUGCUGGUGUACCUAACGGACAGUUUAAUACUGGCUACGGCAUGAUGCCAAAUGGGAAGGGUACAAAGGGUGCAGGUGCGUCCACCGAAAAGGGCCUAAAAGGAGUAGUUCUCUCUCCUGAGCAGCCAAGUGCGACACCAGAAGAGGUUGUUGCAUUUCCACAAGCAGUAACUCACGGUGCAACACCCGUUGCCCCCGAGCCAACGAGUGGUGUCCUUGUUAUGGUCACGCAAGAGAAAUAUCACAAGCUGCCUUCACCUGUUCCUCAAGGAAAAAGCUACAAACAGACACCACUAAUCCCUCAGGCUACACCAGAACCAGCACCAGCAAUUCCUCAAGGCAAAGGCCCAAAGCCGGCACCUGAACCCACACCUGAACCAGCACCCAUGGGCCCAUAUGGCAAGGGUCUGAAGGCAGCCACAUCUGGACCUGGACCACUGGUUCCCCAGACUAACCCAGCACCAGAGCCGGCAGCCGUCCUCCCUGAAGAGAACGGAGGAGCGUCCAUCUCCAAGGGACAGGGAACUAAACCUGACUGUGGACCAUCAGGAGUACCAAAUGGACAAUGGAUGAAAAUACCAAGACCUGGUUAUGAUGCAGGUGCUGGAGCAUCCACUGGCACAAACACAAAAGGUUAUGGAGCAGGAGCUGGUGUUCCAAACGGAUAUGGUGCUAAACCCAACGGACACGGUGCCGGCAGGCCAGGGGGGUAUUCAAAUGGAGGAGGAGCUAAAGCAAACAAACCAAGUUAUGGAGCAGGAGGCUACACUGUCCCUGGACUCAGCAAUGGAUACGGAGCUGCAGGCCUUGGAUAUCCUUAUGCAGGGAAACCUAAGCAACCUGGUUACGGACAGGGAGCGUACAUUGGAGCCGGAUAUGGAAAUUCAUAUGGAGGAAAUACAGGUCUGGGGGAAGCAGCAAAGUCCAAAUCAGGAAAUGGAAAUGGCUACACUGCCAGUUUACAACCUGACUAUGCAAGUCUUGGCCAAGGUGUACCCACUACCAAUGGAAAAUCAGGUGGUGCCAGACAGAUGCCUUACAAUGGAGCCCCAUUGGUUCCUGCUGGAAUGGAUGGAAUGAGCCAGUUUGAGCCUCAGCCCGCCGGCCUCGGUCCAAACGGAAAAUUGGGCAGCAUGUACCACGGUGGAAUGGGUGGCUUGCCUUUUGGUGGUCAGACUUUGGGAAUGGGUGCAGAGAAACCAAACACCAAGUACGGCAUUGGUGGGUUGCAAUUUGGUGGACAACCCCUCAGUACAGGGACUAAUGGUGCAGGAAUGUAUGGUUAUGGAGGGAGCCCCUAUGGGACUGCUGGUGAUGGCACAUUAUCUGGAAAAUAUGGUGGUCUUGGUGCCGGCAUGGGAGGGGGUCCUGCAUCUGCACAAUAUGGAUAUGGCGGGUUCCCCAAUGGUGGGCAGCUUCUCGGUCUCGGCAGUAAUGGAAACACAGCCGGCAAUUAUGGUUAUGGAAGAAUGCCUUAUGAAGCUCAACCAGCUGCACUAAGCCCUGAAACCAAAUCUACUGGCAAAUAUGGUCAGGCCGGGUCACAAUAUCAGCCUGAACCUCUCGUACAGAACGGAAAAUUAACAGGCAAAUACGGUGGCGGUGAAGUCCCCUACGCACCACAUGCUCUUGGUUUUGGGAGUGAAGCUGAAUCUUUUGGGAAAUAUGAUAACCAGGGAUCGUACCAGCCACAGCCCCUUGAAUCGGCAUCUGAAGGCAGAUCUGGUGUAGAAUAUGAUGCAGCUGGUUUACAUUAUGAGCCCGUGCCUCUUGAGCAAGAUUCAGCCAGAAAAUCUUACGUGAACGGAGAGCUACCGACACCAGCAAUUGCAGUUGAAGGCGAGGGGAUGUCCAUUGAUAGAUACGAAAAUGUGGGCUAUAUAAAUGGACAAGUGCAGCCAGAAGUUGUUGCAUUUCCAGUAGUUUCCACUCCCAGCCCCACCCUGGCCUACCCCUCUGUCCCAUCCUAUCUGCCCGUGGAGUCCUUCACACCUGAUGAUGUGAUGCCUGGAGCGGGUGUUGAUGACCUGCCCGACCCCGCAGGCACUACCGUCCUCGACUCCGCACCCGCUACAGAAACACUGGGUGUGGCUGAGGUGCCUGAUCAACCUGAUGACCUGCUUCAUGAACAGCAGCUGCCACGUCAGAUUCACAUUCAGCAGCAUCUCAAACUGCAUUUUCACCCACAAGGAGCAAAGAACAACAAAUAUGAUUUGAAUGGCUUCUUUGGGAAUAGUGGCUAUCAAGGUUAACCCCGCAGACAACGACAAGUAUAAUCUUUCUCUGCCGUUGUAUAUUAUUUUUGAAUGUUUCUUAAUUGUAUAUUUUUAUUUUCUUCUGUGUGUCGAAUAGUCCUGGUAUUUUGUGUUUGUUUGUAGAGAUAAAACUGCCUUUAAACAUUUUGAGUUGUUAGGUUUUCUGAUUAAUGUAUAUUUUUAUGGAUUACCUUUUGUCUUGCACCUACUGCUCACUGUAAAUGCAAAUAAUUAGUUGCUGGAGAAAUUCAGUUUGUCUGCUGCAUAUUCAGUGUUUUGAGUCCGUUUUGCUUGAUAUUGUCAACUCAAAAUAAUCCUGUAAAACAUAAUUCAGUCUAAUUUAUUUUGCAUGGGAGAGGGUUUUUUACUACUUGUGGCAAACAUCUGUUUAUUAUUGUACAGAAUUUGAUUGAAUAAAACCAUCAAUGAAU
Messenger RNA from Sebastes umbrosus (honeycomb rockfish), 4286 nucleotides. RefSeq names its product calymmin (gene cmn). The transcript has 58 exons. The record is from RefSeq and is a predicted model, not a curated record. The coding region runs from base 43 to 3852 and encodes 1269 amino acids. Lineage: Eukaryota; Metazoa; Chordata; Actinopteri; Perciformes; Sebastidae.